Osmia lignaria (orchard mason bee) is the source of this 3171-nucleotide messenger RNA. RefSeq names its product exosome RNA helicase Mtr4 (gene Mtr4). Lineage: Eukaryota; Metazoa; Arthropoda; Insecta; Hymenoptera; Megachilidae. Gene Ontology annotation, biological process: RNA catabolic process; maturation of 5.8S rRNA. The record is from RefSeq and is a predicted model, not a curated record. Gene Ontology annotation, molecular function: RNA binding; ATP binding; RNA helicase activity. Gene Ontology annotation, cellular component: nucleus.
CUGCUUGAUGUGUGAAAAUAAAUGAUAAAAACUUGUGGUCCGUUGCGUCGGUUGAAAGGAUUAAAUUGUAUAUAAGAUGGCUAAUUUUACUGACGAUUUAUUUGACGUUUUUGACGAAACAGAUGAUAUACUAGAAAUCAUCCCGACCCCAGUGAAACCAAAGGAUGUAAAUACAACACCAAAUGAAAAGGAAACAAAUGCAGAAGGACUAAAACGAGAACUUAACAAUGAAUCGGAUGACAUAAUUUCUAAGAAAUUGAAGUUGGAUCCUGUCCUAGAAGAUUUAAAUAUAGAAGAACUAGCACCACGUAUUAAAAUACAUACCAUAGAAACAAUUGAAUCAUCUACUCAUGAGGUUGCUGUACCACCAGAUUAUGACUAUGUACCAUUGGAACAGAAACAAAGCAAACCAGCUAAGGAAUAUAAAUUUGUGUUAGAUCCUUUUCAAAAAGAAGCAAUAUUGUGUAUUGAGAAUAACCAGUCUGUUUUAGUUUCUGCACAUACAUCAGCUGGUAAAACUGUUGUUGCAGAGUAUGCUAUAGCAUGUUCAUUAAGAGACAAACAAAGAGUAAUCUAUACAACUCCUAUAAAAGCAUUGAGUAAUCAAAAGUAUAGAGAAUUCUAUGAAGAGUUCAAGGAUGUUGGUUUAGUGACUGGAGAUGUUACAAUUAAUCCAACAGCUAGUGUGCUUAUCAUGACUACUGAAAUUUUAAGAAACAUGCUUUACAGGGGAUCAGAGGUAAUGCGUGAAGUUGGUUGGGUAAUUUUUGAUGAAAUCCAUUAUAUGCGUGACAAGGAAAGAGGUGUUGUUUGGGAGGAAACAUUAAUAUUAUUACCUGACAAUGUACAUUAUGUAUUUCUUUCUGCAACUAUACCUAAUGCACGACAAUUCGUAGAAUGGGUUGCGGAUUUACAUAAACAACCAUGUCACGUUGUUUAUACAGAUUAUAGACCAACUCCUCUGCAACAUUACAUAUUUCCUGUUGGUGGAGAUGGAAUCCAUUUGGUUGUAGAUGAAAACGGACAGUUUAAAGAAGAAAAUUUUAACAGAGCAAUGGCUUGUUUACAACAUGGUGAUGCAGCUAAAGGAGACACUAAGGGUCGUAAAGGUGGUAUUCGUCCCUCAAAUGCUGGACAAACAAACAUUUUUAAAAUGGUGAAAAUGAUUAUGGAAAGAAAUUUUGCUCCUGUAAUUAUAUUUAGCUUUUCAAAGAAAGAUUGUGAAAUUUAUGCAAUGCAAAUGGCUAAAUUGGAUUUAAAUACAUUAGAGGAGAAGAAACUAGUAGAUGAAGUUUUUAAUAACGCAAUGGAUGUUCUUAGUGAGGAAGAUAGACGUUUGCCUCAAGUUGAGAACGUGUUACCUCUUUUAAGACGAGGUAUAGGUAUUCAUCAUGGUGGUCUUUUACCGAUUUUAAAAGAAACCGUGGAAAUAUUAUUUGGUGAAGGAUUGAUCAAGGCACUAUUUGCAACAGAAACUUUUGCAAUGGGUCUAAACAUGCCAGCACGAACAGUUUUAUUCACAGCAUCACGAAAAUUUGAUGGUAAAGAUUUCCGUUGGAUUACAUCCGGAGAAUACAUACAAAUGUCUGGUAGAGCAGGCAGAAGAGGUUUGGACGAAAAAGGAAUAGUAAUAUUAAUGAUAGACGAACAAGUUAGUCCAGUUAUUGGAAAAGCAAUUAUACAGGGAAAACCAGAUCCUAUUAAUUCAGCAUUUCACUUAACUUACAACAUGGUUUUGAAUCUGUUGAGAGUUGAAGAAAUUAAUCCAGAAUAUAUGCUUGAAAGAAGUUUUUAUCAAUUUCAAAAUCAAGCCUCUAUUCCUAUUUUAUACAAUAAGGUAAAAGAAUUGCAAGCUACAUAUAAUGCAGUAACUAUUGAUAAAUAUAGUCAGAUAUCUUCUUAUCACAGCAUACGUGAACAACUUGAACGCCUUAGUAUCGAAUUCAGAUCUUUUUUAACAAAACCAGAAUAUUUACUUCCAUUCUUGCAACCUGGAAGAUUGGUAAAAGUGAAAAAUGCAAAUGAAACGUUCGACUGGGGUAUUAUUGUGAACUUUAAAAAGAAAAAUCCCAAAAAUCCAACAAAAGAAAAUACAGUUAUUAUUAUUGAUAUCUUACUUCACAUUUCUAAAGAAUCUAGUGAAGGAUGCCCAGUGCCCUGUCGUGAAGGAGAAGAAGGCGACGUGGAAGUAGUUCCUGUCCUACAUACAUUAAUUUCUCAAAUUAGUUCACUUAGAUUAUAUUAUCCAAAAGAUUUAAGGCCAUCUGAUAAUAGGAAAAGUGUAUUAAAGACAAUACAGGAAGUCAAGAAAAGAUUUCCAAAUGGACCACCAUUAUUGAAUCCUAUUACGGAUAUGCACAUUGCAGAUGAAGGUUUUAAAGAUAUUAUUAAAAAGAUUGAAGUAUUAGAAGAAAAAUUAUAUGCUCAUCCUUUACACAAGGAUCCCACUAUAAAUACUUUGUAUGAACAAUUCCUUCACAAAGAGGAGUUGGGGAAUCAAUUGAAACAAGCCAAGUUGGAAUUGAAACAAGCUAAAUCCAUACUUCAAAUGGAUGAAUUAAAAUGUAGAAAACGUGUACUGCGAAGAUUAGCCUACUGCACAGCAUCAGAUGUUAUAGAAUUAAAGGGUCGAGUAGCUUGUGAACUUAAUGGAGCUGAUGAAUUGUUGAUGACAGAAAUGAUCUUUAAUGGAUUGUUUAAUUCCUUAAGCGUACCUCAAAUGGUAGCGUUGAUUAGUUGUUUCGUUUGCGAUGACAAAUCAAAUGAAAUGCCCAAAAGUACUGAAGAAUUAAGCGGUCCACUUCGACAGAUGCAAGAUUUGGCACGAAGAAUAGCAAAAGUAUCUACAGAGGCUAAUUUAGAAUUAGAUGAAGACGCAUACGCAGAAAGAUUUAAACCAUAUUUAAUGGAUGUUGUAUAUGCUUGGUGUAAGGGUGCUAGUUUUUUAAAAAUUUGUAAAAUGACGGAUAUAUUUGAAGGUUCAAUUAUACGAUGUAUGCGGCGUUUGGAAGAAGUUCUUAGACAAUUAUGUCAAGCAGCAAAAAACAUUGGAAACACAGAUUUAGAAAAUAAAUUUAGCGAAGCGAUUAAGCUUAUAAAACGUGAUAUUGUUUUUGCUGCAUCUUUGUAUUUAUAAUAAAAAUUUAUAGGAAAAUUUCCUUUUAUUUAAAA